This is a messenger RNA of Branchiostoma belcheri (Belcher's lancelet), 2010 nucleotides long. RefSeq names its product activating transcription factor 7-interacting protein 1-like. The coding region runs from base 1 to 2010 and encodes 669 amino acids. Gene Ontology annotation, biological process: regulation of DNA-templated transcription. Lineage: Eukaryota; Metazoa; Chordata; Leptocardii; Amphioxiformes; Branchiostomatidae. Gene Ontology annotation, cellular component: nucleus; transcription regulator complex. Gene Ontology annotation, molecular function: protein binding; transcription coregulator activity. The transcript has 11 exons. The record is from RefSeq and is a predicted model, not a curated record.
AUGGAUGCAGAGCCUGUUGCCAUUGUUAUUGAUGAUAUCCCAUCCUCUCGAGGUCAGUCCUCUGUGCAGCACGAUCAGGGUUUGCCUGGCGGAAAGAAAAGAGAGGGGGAGCCAAACCCUGGGCAGCAGGAUGCGAAGAAGCCAAGACUAGACAACGGUGCAUCUCCAGCAUUUGUCCAUAAAACUGUGGCAACCGUUGCAGUUGACAGUUCGAUCAGCCAGUCUGCCAUUCACUUUCGUAACGUUCCGGCCCGCACUAACGUCACGAGAGCAGUGGGGAGUAACACCACGUGGGCAGCACAGCCACAGCAGCUGCUGGGGAAGGAGGAACUCAGAAAGAUGGUGGAGGAAAAGGUAGCUCAUUGCACAGCCAAAGCAAACAGCCAGAUGAAGCAAUUACAGGACAGAGUUGCCAAGUUGACCAAAGUGUUCAAGGGCUGGGAGGAGUAUGCCUGGAAAUUCCAGCAGCAGCAGCAGCCCACUGCUCAAGUUUUGAGUUCCCAAAGAUCAGGUGGAUCAACAUCAGCACCGAAUCCUGCGGUGACAGCUGCAGCCUCUAGACAGCAAGUGGUGCCAAAGCCUCCCGUGCCAACCUACAACCAGCCUCCGUUCGUCCAGCGCGUCUCCAUGGCAACCGAAGCCGUCGGCCCACAGACGAGCAUGCAGCCCACUAACCCCAACGUCACGAUCGUCCAGCCUCCCACGCAGGCCCGGAGAAACACGGUGAAGGAUCUAAUCGGGGCACAGAGGGCAGGUCCACCACAACCACAGGUCGCCACGGCGCCGAAACCGCCCCCUCCCCAGCCUGUCGCCCAGCAACAGGUCGGGUCAGCUCCUCCUACAAGGCAGAAACCUCCGGAGAAAGCCCGGGUACCGUCUCAAGACACGGCCAAUGUGAACGCAGUGAUCGACCUCACCGAAGAUGCCGAGGAAACAACCAACUCUCAGGCAUCAGGACGGAAACCGUCCGGUGCAGGCCCCCCUCCCCUCCUGAAGGCGGUGUCGGAGCCCUCGCCUCCUCCUAACACCGUGGCGCCCGCUGCCCAGGCCCGACCCACGUCUCAAGUCUGCCCCUUCAACAACCCGCAGCAGGCGGCGCCGGUCAGCGUCAACACCAGCAGGAAAGUGUCCGAGGUCUUGCAGGCCAUCAUGAACACCGCGCGCAACAUCCAGGCGCCGCCGAACUUCCGCACGGUCACCACGUCCGUGCAGCAGGUGGGGCAGAGCCUGCACACCCUGCCCUCGACCGCCCCCACCUACCGGAGACCCCCACUCCAGAGCUCCGUGGGUUACGUGGGAGGCCAGCCGGUGGUGCCCCACGUGCAGCAGAGAACCGGCACGUUCAGACCGCCAGACGUCACGACGUCUACCUACGUAGUGCAGCCCCAGCGCCACCCCGUGCACAGCGUGGGCGUGCCGCCGGCCAGACACCCGAUGCCGCAGACGAUGACGCCGUACCGCCAGCCUUUUCAGCAGCCCCAGCGCCACCCCGUGCACAGCGUGGGCGUGCCGCCGGCCAGACACCCGAUGCCGUACCGCCAGCCUUUUCAGCAGGUCCGGCCGCCGGCCAGCAUGAUGCAGGCUCCCCGGCCCACGGGGCCCCCCAUCCUGUCCAGGCCAGCCCCGCCACCUCUGCUGCACUCCAACAACCCUCCUCAGCAGCUACGCCCCCAGAUCGCCGGCCUCCCCCUCCCCCACAGAACCACCCUGCAAAUCGCCCGGGUGGGGAACAUCAUCGCGCUGACGUGGGACGUCAGUGAGCCGCCCAACCCGCGCUCCCCCACCCUCUACUGCUACCAGCUGUUCGCGUACCAGGAGGGCACCGGGCAGCCCAACACGGCGCUGUGGAAGAAGAUCGGGGACGUGAAGGCCUUGCCUCUCCCCAUGGCCUGUACGCUGACUAAUUUCCUACCCCGGGGCACCUACCACUUCGCUGUGAGGGCCAUGGACGUCUACAGCACGGUGGGACCUUUCAGUGCGCCCUGCAGUAUCGACCUGUCAUCUGCGUAG